This is a messenger RNA of Blastocystis hominis, 1150 nucleotides long. RefSeq lists its product as hypothetical. The record is from RefSeq and is a predicted model, not a curated record. The transcript is spliced from 4 exons. Bases 1 to 1122 code for a protein of 373 amino acids. Lineage: Eukaryota; Bigyra; Opalinata; Blastocystidae.
AUGCCAAAUUCCAAAUCUCAGCGAGCCGAAAAAAUUUCAACAGACCAACUGACAGAUGAGACUCUGGAUGUCAUAAAUGAGAUGCUGAACAUCAUAGUCUCCAGGACUCAGGUGGGAGAGCUAGAUAAGGAUUUUAAAUACGCUAGAGGAGAUUUAAAGUAUUUUGGCGAGGGUAGUCAGUUGAAAGUGUCAAAGUUGGCGGAUACCCUAUAUGCCACUCUGAAGGAUGUAGUUGUGUUUGUAAUAAGUGAAAUGGCACGAGAUAGUUCAGUUGACAUCAAAUUUCAAAUGCCCAAAUAUACUAGUUUUGUUGGAUCGAUUGUGAAAUCUGUUGCUAUUGAUGUCAUUGCUCACAACGAUUCUUACCGCAAUUAUCUUGAUACCUUAGCCAAUUCGCAAGGUAAAUACCUGUUCGAUUCGGAUGACUCCACGUUUUUGAAUAUCUAUCGAGACACGGUGAUUGCGCUGAACGACCGUGGCUUUCUCUUCGAAGAUAAUCCCGAGCUUCAAAGCGUCCAGCACGAAUUUAAGGAGCUGAUCGACCUCGACAACCCAAUGAAUAAAAUAAACGGCUUAACUACACUCACCUGCAACACCGAAGACAUCGUCCCCGAACUUCCCCCUUCUGACUUUUCCGCAGUGCCCCCGAAAGGAGAAGAGCUCUCUGAGGAUGGUGCCGACACCCUCAACUCGCUCGAUGCAGUGCAUGGCAACUCGCGCAACCGCGUGAUUUUCCCCUAUCUUCGCCGGCUUUUCGAAACCAAAAAGUCCAUUCUAGUGACGCGUCGCCGCGUGGCGCAAGUCGCCGGCGUGGUGGAGCCGAGCGAGGCGGUGAAGCAGGCGUACGAAGAGAAAUACAACGAGGUUUGGGCGUCUUGCCAGCAAAUGCGAAUGCCGAACGACAUGAUCCGCGGUCACUGCAUGGUGGAAGCGAUCCAGUAUCUGCGCGAGCACUUCUCGAAGGAGGAGGUGGAUCUGAUGGAGCAAUAUUUGCAGUCGAUGAAGGCGUCGAUGCCGAAGUUUCGAAGGCGGUAUGUGAAGGUGCCGUCGGGGAAGCGACUGCAUUUCCCGGACGGAGUGAACGGAGAGUAUUUGAUGACCUUGCCUCCGGAGUCAUUGUAAGGCUGUGCGAUGUGUUCUUUAUUAUUCU